GCUAAACACAAGAUUUUAUCAACACGGUGAGAUACAAAUAAACACUGCCAUUACGGCUACAACAGUGUCCAGAUAGAGGCUAACUCGUCACAUUAAUUUAACAACUGACUCAAAGUAGGAAAGCGUGAUGAAUAACAUUUCUUUGUAACUACAUCAGCAGCAGAAAGUCGACACCUCACAAGAAUUUGUAGGACUUCCUUAAUCAUUGUGGAAAGACUGGAAACUACCGGAGCUGACAGCUGCUUUACACGCUCCCUCCUGCACUUUCUGACAUGGCGACUAAGCUCGUGUUGAAGUUUUUCCGUCCCCCCGUGCUCACACAGCUGGCGUCCCUGUCCCGGGGGAAGGCGGCGGCUGCAGCUGGGAUCAGGUAUUUCUCCAGUGACCCGCCACAGGAGAACAUCAGUCGCUAUCCAGUUCCUUACAAGAAAGACCUACCCUUUGAUAUAGUGGCGCUUAUGGAGGAAGUUGAGUCAAAGGGAGGCUUUUUGCCCAAUGUCUUCAAAGUCCUGUCUCACAGACCAGCAGAGUUCAGAGCCUUCUUCGCCUACUACAAUGAGCUCAUGAACAAGGAGACAGGUAGAUUGACCAAAGCCGACCGUGAGCUGAUUGUAGUGGCCACCAGUACCCACAACAAGUGUCUUUACUGUGUGAUCGCCCAUGGUGCAUUGCACCGCAUCUACUCAAAGAAACCCACUCUUUCUGAUCAGGUUGUUGUUAACUAUAAGAAUGCAGAGCUGUCACCACGGGAGCGCGCCAUGCUGGACUUUGCCAUGGCCGUGUGUCGCUCCGACACCAUCACAGAGCAACACUUGGAGUCUUUGGAGAAAGUGGGCUUUGACCGCGAGGAUGCGUGGGACAUCGCUGCCAUCACUGCUUUCUUUGCCAUGUCCAACCGGCUCGCCCACCUCACUGACAUGAGGCCAAACGUCGAGUUUUAUAACAUGGGCCGUGUACCUCGGGACAAGAGCAAGGACAAAGGGAAAGAGAAAGGGGAGUAGUGUUACUGACAAGACAAUCAGAUGUCAUUCUUUAUUUUUGUCUCUUUCUCAUGUGAACAUGUGGUUUCUUAUUUAUGCUUAAAUGAGGAGCAAUAUCAGAACUAAAGGUGUCCAACCUGAGCUGCAAUUAAAUUGAACGCCAACACUAGGGAUGGGAAUUGAUAACAUUUGUCAAUCCUUUAUUGUUUCCAUUAUUGAUUCCCGAUACUAUUUCUGCCUGGGAAAAAAGUAAGCCCACAUGGGUUUUCAGCGUCAGUGCAACAAUUUUAUUUUCUCUGACUUUGUACACAGUGUAAAAACGGUAGAAAAAGGCACGUGACAGCCUGCCAUCGUCUAAAAUGGAUUAAAUAAGAAAACAUUUGUACAGCAUACAUCGUCAAUUAGAUUUUCUUAGUCAAAGAAAAACCUGCUAAGCCUGCCUGUGUGGUGCUAAUGUUAACGUAACAGGAUAUUUACCCUCGGUAACGUGCCGCUCAGCUGGGAAGCAGUGGCUCUUUUGCAACGAGUGUCAGGCUACAUGCCAUUUCUGGAAUUUAAGCCCGCGUUGCAUAGAGAGAUGUUUCCGCAUAUUGCUGGUGUUUCCAUCCUCAGCUGAAAACAUCAUCUUAUGGACAAUACAAGCAGCACUGUUGAAAUGAAGCCAUGUUAUGGAUCGUUUCCUUGUCACUGCCAUGAUUCCUUGUUUCAAGUUUCCAGCACUAUGAGUUUGGCAUCGUUUUGCAAUGCACAUUAUCAGAAAAACAUGCCGUCUAUGAUGAAAGGAAUUAAUAAGCUCUAGCCCUUUUUACGCCGUCGGUUCAAAGUGUGAAUAUCACACCUUCAUGAUGCCUUGUGCUGUAUUUAAGGUACGAUCAUGGAAUCGGGGACCAGAGUGGUCUUGCCUUUAAUCUUCCACUUGAGGUAGUAACAAUGCCCAAACAGUGUCCGUAUAAACCGGACAGUCUGUGGGAUGGGAUCAUGGGUGGCACGGUUCUAAUAUAAUGUUUAGACAACAUGUCAUGUGUGCAACCCAAUGCGGGAGAUUAAAAAAAAAUAGCUGUUAGCAGUUAGUGGCUAACUCAGAAAAAAAGAACAGCGGCUGUAAAUUGGAAAAACAAUGAGGCCAUCAGCCGCCACAUAACAGGAAUGGUAAAUGAUUGCUACUAACACGUUAAUGCUGUUGUUAUUGUAUAGAAAGUGCUGCCAAUGCACAUGUUACACACCACACCAGAGGCCAACACUGCAUUACCACACAUCACAUCUGCCGCAUCCCUCUCGAUUCCACAAAGAAUGAUGCUGCCUUCGUUUAAUUAUGUGUAAAGAUUCAAAGGAGGCAUUGAGAGUGGACUUCGUAGUGGCUGUAUAGUGCGAUCUCUGUGUAAAAUGGCUUCUGAGGCAUAUAUGAAUCUGAUGCGUUCACACAAUUUGGAAGCGGUUCUCAAUGCCCAUACCUAGAUAACACUGGAAUUAGUAAGUUUGUCCUGAGAUGAAAAUUUAGGUUCUAAAGUCGCUUGACUGAGCCAGGGUAGGCGUGGAGAACAACUUGAGACUGACAUGGGAAGGAAGUGAAGUAACUGACCUUAUUGAUAUUUUAGCACAGUGGUUCUCAACUGGUUGGUGGUGGUCCAAAAGUGCAUAGCAGGUCCAUUCUGAAUGGACCACAAGUGACUCGCAAAUGCGUCGAGUCUGUAAAAAAACAUUUUAUUUUGAAAUACAGUGAAUAUCUGGCGCAUAGCUUUUAUUUUGAAGUGCCAUUCCCUGCUGUAGAGUGAAUGAAUAACGGACAGUCACUUGGCAGUGACAGCAAACUAGCUUGACGACACGGCCAAACUCAAGUAUGAAGCUGAGAGUAUUAAACAGUGGACCUUGAACUAAUGGCUAAGGAGAAAUCUGGACCAGAUGGGAACCACUGUUUUAGUCUUCUUCAAAUCAAUCAAAAGUCUCCUACUGUAUCCAAAGUGUUUUUGCUGGCACUCCAGUUUGAACAGAGCACUUAAAGCUCCCUCAGUUUUCUUUACAAUCCUUACAUGUGAGAAUGUUAAAUAUAUGUGACUCUGUCUUGGUCAUUUAGAUGACGAGAGCAAGAGAGAGGCAGUUUUGAGUUUGAUGUGCACCUUCUUGUGUGUUGAUGGGGCAGACAUGCUUUUGCUGGUGUAUGAUUUCUCAUUGUGUGUAACUGUAGUCAUUACAUGUGCUGAUUUACCUUGUCAUUUAGAAUUUAAGGUGGCUCAAGUUGUUCACUGGACACUUGCCACAUGGUGGGGAAAAGUUACUCUUUUGCAGCUAGUUGUCCAUUUACAUAAAACUUUAUGGAACAAUGUCACAGUUGUCUUUUAACUUCUUUGUUUAAAACCUAUGAAAAAUAAUCACAUGAAUCUCAAGCCAGCUCUUCAUUUCCCUGUUCUCCAGUUUAAUGUGCUCUGUGUUAUGAUGUGUGGCUCAAUGCGCUGCUAGUGCGACAUCCAGGAAGAGUGUUAAAUUACAAGCAUUGUUCAUGCAGCAGUGAAAGCUUGUUAUAAAUAAGCUGCUUCCUUCAGGCUUCCUUUUAUUUUCUAAAUAAACUGUUUUCUUGACCAUU
Messenger RNA from Epinephelus fuscoguttatus (brown-marbled grouper), 3558 nucleotides. RefSeq lists its product as uncharacterized. The transcript is spliced from 5 exons. Lineage: Eukaryota; Metazoa; Chordata; Actinopteri; Perciformes; Serranidae. The coding region runs from base 273 to 1001 and encodes 242 amino acids. Gene Ontology annotation, molecular function: peroxiredoxin activity. The record is from RefSeq and is a predicted model, not a curated record.